AUGAAGAACAGCGACAAUAAUUCAAGUUUGGAUUCUAGAAUCAAUCAAACCCUCAAAAAUGUUCAAGGGUUGCUCAAAGGUCGUAGUAUUCCUGGUAAAGUAUUACUGACCAGGAGGGCAGAUCCACCAGAGGAUCCAAGCUUGCGAUCACCAACUUUUGGAAGGAGCUUCUCAGAAAAUGAUGCUGGAACAAGUGAUCGAAUGGACAUGUCAAAGGAGGCAGAAGCCCAGGGUAGGAGCAAGCAGCAAAACAAUAGCACGACUGCGAACAAGCUAAAACCUACAAACUCCAAUGUUGAGACAACGUCCAAAGAAGUUCAGAAGUCUGCCGUGGGUACUAGAGCUACAGAUUCUGCAAGAGUCAUGAAAUUCACUAGGGAGCUAUCAGGAUCCGCGGUUAUAUUAGAGAAGUUACGUGAGUUGGCUUGGAGUGGAGUACCACCAUAUAUGCGUCCAAACAUAUGGAGGCUUCUCUUGGGAUAUGCACCGCCUAAUUCAGAUAGAAGGGAGGGUGUUCUAAGAAGAAAGCGCCUAGAGUACCUUGACUGUGUUUCUCAAUUUUAUGACAUUCCAGAUACUGAACGCUCAGAUGAUGAGAUCAACAUGCUUCGGCAGAUUUCUGUUGAUUGCCCAAGAACAGUACCUGAUGUCACUUUCUUUCAGCAAGAACAAGUUCAGAAAUCCUUGGAGCGCAUUCUUUAUACAUGGGCCAUCCGGCAUCCCGCAAGUGGAUAUGUGCAGGGAAUAAAUGAUCUUGCCACACCAUUUCUGGUUGUUUUCUUGUCCGAACACUUAGAAGGGGACAUAGAUAACUGGUCAAUCUCUGCUCUGUCUCCGGAUAAAAUCUCCAACGUGGAGGCUGAUUGUUAUUGGUGCCUGUCUAAGUUACUUGAUGGCAUGCAAGACCAUUACACAUUUGCUCAACCAGGAAUACAAAGGCUUGUGUUUAAGCUUAAGGAAUUGGUGAAUAGGAUUGAUGAACCUGUUUCGAGACACAUGGAAGGGCAAGGGCUUGAAUUUCUUCAAUUUGCUUUCCGCUGGUUUAACUGUCUUUUAAUACGUGAGAUUCCUUUUCAUCUCGUGACCCGCCUAUGGGACACAUACCUCGCUGAAGGUGAUGCAUUGCCAGAUUUCCUUGUGUACAUAUUUGCCAGUUUCCUUUUGACGUGGUCAGAAGAGCUUCAGAAGCUUGAUUUCCAAGAGUUGGUGAUGUUUCUUCAACACCUACCAACUCAGAAUUGGACGCACCAAGAGCUCGAGAUGGUGCUCUCUAGAGCAUUCAUGUGGCACAGUAUGUUCAACAGCUCCCCCAGCCACUUAGCAAGCUAG
Messenger RNA from Dovyalis caffra, 1329 nucleotides. The record is from the annotation of a GenBank genome assembly. NCBI's taxonomy places the organism in Eukaryota, Viridiplantae, Streptophyta, Magnoliopsida, Malpighiales, Salicaceae.